UCAAAUUUUAUGAAAAAUUUUGAAAAGAAAUUAAUAGAAGAAUAUAAGAAAGGCGUCAAAGAAAAAAUUAAGAAAAGACACUUGGAUCAAAUCAAAGUAAAUAGUACAUUAGCUGCAACUGGCCAUGCAGCCACCAGGAAUGAAAUACACACCGAACUCGCCAAAAAAGAAUUAUUAAUAAGUAGCGUGAAUGACGAUAAAUUAGAAGCAAUUAAAUGUCCAAGAGGAAAAGAAAAAUUAACCGAAGAACAAGCAGAUUUUCCUAUGACAAUGCAGAAUUAUUGUUCAAAAGAUAAGCUUUUUGACAUUGUAUCAGAUGUGAGAAAGUGGCAGCAAAGGCAAAUGGAAUUUAUUUUAUCAAAACAAAAGAUUCUUAAACGAAGAGAAGAUAUUAGUUUUUAUGAAAAAUAUAAGUUUCCUUUAUUAGAAAAAAUAAAAGAAAAUAAAACAUUAGAUGAAAUUUAUGCUACAUCAAAUUCUAUUAUUUGGAGAACAGAUUUUAUAGAAAAUUGGAUAGCCAAUAGAAAAAUUCUCGAUUAUACAGUAGAAAAAGAAGAAGAUAAAGAAGUAGAAGAGAGAGAAACAGAUAUCAGCAGUUCUUAUCUUGAAAUAAGCAAAGCAACAGUUGCUUCUGAAAUUGAAUCUGAUAUGUUAAUACAAGAUAACAGUUCAUAUAUGCUUGUAGAUGGCCAGAGAGAAAAAGUAUCAUUUAAUACAGAUCAUAAAGAAGAAACUGAAAAUUUACCAACACCAGAUAUAGCGGAGGCCAUGCCAAAAGAUAAUAUAUUGAUUACACCUAUUUUAGAUAAUACAAUUAUCAAUGAAGCUGUAAUUCUCAAGAAAGACGAAGAAGCUCCAAAUGUAAUACCUAAUGAGAAAAUAUCAUUUGUAGAAGAAACUGUAACAGUUACAUGUGUAGAAGAUCAAAAAGACGAAGGAGUAUCAAUUAAACACUCAGAAAUCGACUUACCUAUAAGUUUAGAGGAAAAAAGAGAGGAAACCGUUAUUAGUUCAUCUGCUGAAAAGGAAGAAAUUAUUCUUACUCCACCAGUCGAAUUUAAAGAUCACGAAACUAUAGAAGACAUAACAGAUGAAAUCAUUUUAACUACACCUUCAGUUAAAGAAAAAGAAUUAGUUACAACUAUUGAAGAUAAAGUAAAUGCUACAAUGCCUGCCAUAUCUGAUAGUGAAAAAGAAAAUAUUUUUUCAGUUACUUCAGUUACACCUGUAGAUGAAGAAAUGAAUACUUUAGAACCUACAGUUUUAACUAAAUCUUUUAUAAAAGAUGAGAUCGAAAUAAAUCAACAGAAGCUCGAAGAAGGUGAAGUUGAAUCGGUUAUACCGCCUGGGAAAGAGGAGACAAGUUUAAAAGAAAUUAAAGAAAAUGAAUUUAAAUCAUUCGAAUCUUUCGAAGAAUUUCUGUCAGAAAAACAUGAAAAAGAAAAAGAUAAAAUAAUAUCUGAUAAAACUGUAGAAAAAUCAUUAACAUCACCUUCUGAAGAACAUAAAGAUAUAGUUACACCAUAUAGUGAAGAGCUAAAAGUUGAAAUUGGACAGACAUCAAAAAUCGAAAAUGAAAACAUUACUUCAAAUGAUAAAAUCGAAACAGAAAAAUCUGAUUUAUGUGUAAUUUCUAAAAAAGUAAAAGAAAACAAUCCUCCUUCUACCUUUGAAAUCGAAUCUUCCCUUCCACCUUCCCUUGAAAUCGAAAAAGAUCCUGCAUUAAUUACUAAAGAAAUUAAAGAAUCUAGUCAAGUAAUUUCUUCUAAAAACAUAAAUGAAGUUGAAAUCUCUACCUCUGAAGAAACAAAAGAAACUUAUUUCACGUUAAAGUCUGAUAAAACUAAUAUUCAUGAUAUUACAGAGAAAGAAUUCGAACACGAUACUGAUUAUAAAACUGAAAUAAUUGAUAAAAAUGAACGAGAAGUGAAAAAUAAAGAAAGUACUAUAGAUAUAGAAAAACCCGUUAUUUCUUUCGAGAAUCGAAGGACUAAUAUUUCUGUAUCAUUGGAGGCCGAAGAGACAAGUGGAUCUCAAAUUAAUGAUGAAAUGAAAGCAAAAGAAAUUGUCUCGGCUGUAUUACCCAUUGCAACCUCAGAAGACCCGUUCGAAAGUAAAGAAAUUACAAAUGAAGUGGAGAAAGGGAAAAUUAUCAAUUCAAACGAAAUUACCACUAAAAUUAAAAAUAAAAAUAUUGCAACUGAUCGAAAUAAAGAAGAAUGUCAUUUAGAAAGUAAAGAAGACAAAUUCGCAUCAAACGAUGAUAUUGAAGAGAAAAUUGUUAAUGUGUCCAAAGAUAAAAAUAUUUCAUCUAUAAAAGAAGACGUAAAAAAUAAUAAUACAGAAAUUACUAUGCAAUUUAUUACCGAUAAACAAAAUGACAUAACAAUUUUAACUAAUCAUUCGAAGGAAAUGAGUGAAAGUAGUGCAUGUCCAAGUGAAAUUCCUCAAACUGAAAUAACAAUUAAAAAUGAAGCUUCACGACUAAAUUCUUCAAUACAAACUAAUAACGUUAGAAAAAGUAAAGAAGAAAUUUCAAUUGAGACGGAAUUCGAAACUAAUAAAGAGGAACAAAUUCCAAAUAAGCUUUCAAGCGAAGUUUUAGAAGAUAAAAAAUUUGUUGACUUGCAAAAUAAUGAUGCGAAAGAUAAAGAAAAUCUGGAUGUAACUGAUGUUUCAAUCGAAUUUCAAACUGAACAACCGAAAAAAGAAGUUUAAUUAAUAAAUUACUUUAUGAUUUUCAAAUUAACUUUAUUAAAUUACCUUUUUUAAUUGCUUUAAGAACAAUAAUUAAAAUAAAAUAUAAUAAAAAAGAGAAAU
Messenger RNA from Centruroides sculpturatus (bark scorpion), 2820 nucleotides. RefSeq lists its product as uncharacterized. The record is from RefSeq and is a predicted model, not a curated record. The transcript is spliced from 6 exons. The coding region runs from base 10 to 2718 and encodes 902 amino acids. Lineage: Eukaryota; Metazoa; Arthropoda; Arachnida; Scorpiones; Buthidae.